CGCGAGCGCCUCGAGCCCCGCCCCCGCCAGCGGCCGUGUGCCCCGAGGGCGUGGCCUGGGGUUCCCGGCUAGGGGAGGUCACUGCCUGUCCUUGGGCGGAGAGGGGAGGUGACACCCGGCAGAAGAGGACAGAAUGAGGGCCCUGCGGAUCUCCCAGGCACUGGUUCGUGGCUUCAGCAACAGCGCCCGAAACCGCUUCGAGAACAGAGUGGCAGAGAAACAGAAACUCUUCCAGGAGGACAAUGACCUCCCGGUGCACUUGAAAGGCGGGGGCGCCGACAGCCUCCUGUACCGACUGACCAUGCUGCUGUGCACUGGGGGUACCGCCUACUGCUUGUACUGCCUUGGCUGGGCUUCCUUCCCCCACAAGAAAGAAUGAGAGCCAGGAGCCUGCAGGAGCCGAGGACAAAAUGAGCCCGCGUGCAGGCCCCGCCCGGCAUGGAUGAGGCCCUGCAUUCCACCCCCAGCACCCCAAAAAUAAAUAAAUGUGCUGGCCCCUCAGGAA
This is a messenger RNA of Sorex araneus (European shrew), 505 nucleotides long. Its product is annotated as cytochrome c oxidase subunit 7A1, mitochondrial. The record is from RefSeq and is a predicted model, not a curated record. Bases 134 to 379 code for a protein of 81 amino acids. NCBI's taxonomy places the organism in Eukaryota, Metazoa, Chordata, Mammalia, Eulipotyphla, Soricidae. The transcript has 4 exons. Gene Ontology annotation, biological process: mitochondrial respirasome assembly; regulation of oxidative phosphorylation; mitochondrial electron transport, cytochrome c to oxygen.